Fraxinus pennsylvanica is the source of this 384-nucleotide messenger RNA. Lineage: Eukaryota; Viridiplantae; Streptophyta; Magnoliopsida; Lamiales; Oleaceae. The record is from the annotation of a GenBank genome assembly.
AUGGCUGUGCAUAAUUUUUUGAGACAACACGACAGAGUCAAUGAAUGUUUUCGCAUUGUGGAGGAAGACGACGACAAGGAAGUUGAGGUCGAUCUUCCAGACGAGGCACACGAAAUUGCGGACGAGGAGGACGCGAUUGGGGACGAGGACGGAAAGAAGAAUGCGGAGCACCCCGAAGAAGUCGAUCAAGACGAUGACGACUUUGGGUUAAGCGGCAGCCGCCUAAGUGGUCGUCUGUUGACCACUCUUAUCUUCCUCCGCCUCAUUGGUCACGACCACGAUAACCUCUUCGUCGCUGCUAAGGCUAUCCAUGCAAUCGACAUGUCCUUUCUCAUUUACAAACUCGCCCAAGAGAAAACCUGCGUCGGUAAUAAAAAUUUGUAG